UGAAAAAUAAUAUAAUAUUCAGAACAAUGGCACAACCAGUAACCAGGAUGGCAGGUCUCUUCCUUCUUUGCUUUAUUUGUUUGGCAGUAGCGCAAGAUCAAGCACGUUUUGCGGAGGCUAUGGCAAAAUUUGAAAAAGUGAAUGGAUACGACGAGUGUCUAAAAUCAAGUGGAGCAAAAAAGGAAGACGUCUUCGCUUUUCCACCAAAAGACACCAAUGAAGUUUUAUGCUUCUUAAAAUGUAUUAUGGAGAAAAACGGAUUGUUAAACAGCGAUGGUUCUGUAAAAACAGAAGAAGUAGGGAAAUACUUUAAAGAUCAAUUUGCAGCCGAACAACCUGAAAAAUUUUUUGAAGUUGUAAAGAAAUGUACUGACGGUCUUAAAAUAGUGGAUUGCGGAGGUAUAAAGACCCUUAACGAUUGCAUGUUCGCUGCGUUAAAAUCGCCUUAAAUUUUAAAUUAAUACGCUUUUUGUAGUAUUUUUUCU
Psylliodes chrysocephalus is the source of this 485-nucleotide messenger RNA. The record is from the annotation of a GenBank genome assembly. Lineage: Eukaryota; Metazoa; Arthropoda; Insecta; Coleoptera; Chrysomelidae.